AUGACGAAGCUCCCCGUAAACGCCUCGAUACCAAAUCUCCGGGAAAUAACGGGGUUUCUAGUAAUCUAUGACCUCAUGGGUUUGGAUGGGCUGGCCACUCUUUUUCCUAACCUAACUGUCAUCCGUGGACGAUCAUUGAUUUCUAAUUUUGCUCUUGUCAUUCGCAGUACCUCUCUGAAGACAAUCGGUCUACCCUCACUCCGCGUGAUUCAGCGUGGUGGAGUGCGUGUUGACUUGAACACAAACCUGUGCUACGUGCGGACUGUGAAUUGGUCCUACAUUCUGGGCGAUCAGACAGCGGCGGCUGCCCCGGUUCGCUUGUUGACAAAUCGUCUCAUCUGCCCAGACACAUGUCAACCCGAGUGUGCGGCCUCCACGCCGGAGGCAAUAAGUUUAACUGAACUGAAAGGCACUUCUCGUGAAAAGGAUGCCAAACUGGGUCACUGCUGGUCGUCGUCUUACUUCUGCUCUGCAAACUGCACAAGUCGUGGCAUCGCAUGCCGAAUGGACAAUACGCAGCUUUGUUGCCAUAAAGAGUGCCUUGCCGGCUGUUACGGCCCUGGUCCAGAGGCAUGUGUGGCUUGUAAGGGGGCUCUGCACCGUGGAGUUUGCGUUUCCCAAUGCCCUCCAACCACCUAUCUCUUCCAUGGACGUCGGUGCGUGACUGCGGCAGAGUGCCUCAAUAUGAGCAGUACCUACCGUCUUCCUCAUGUCGCAGGCAGCAGCGGAAGCAGCUCUGCCGGUUUUGCCGCCUCAGUGACAGUCAACACCACGGCAACUGUAGCCACCACCGCUAUUCGCCAGUUCGCUAUCCAUCAGGGUCGCUGCGUUCCUGACUGCCCCUCAGGUAAUCAGCGCGACGAAGUCAGUGGGCGGUGUGUGCCGUGUGGCGACGAGUGUCCGAGGAUUCGAUGUCAUCAUAUGCUAAUAAGCAGUCUUAAGUCACUGUCCAAACUGAAGGACUGCUUCUCUGUGACCGACCUCUACAUCUCCAUUCAUGAGGGCGAUACGGUUCUGAUACAGCAGCAAUUCGAUGAGGCUUUUUCGAGUCUGCGGGAGGUUGAAAGUAUCAGGGUUGUUCGGGCAACAGCUCUCACUUCUCUUGCCUUCCUCCGCCACGUCAAACGCAUCAACACCAUUCCUAAUUCCUCGCCCAACGUGACAGUGAUAGAGAUAAGAGGCAACGAUAACCUGCUGGAAUUGUGGCCUCCGCCAACGAGGAACCAGACAGGCGGACUUCAGGUGGUGUCAGAAGGGCUUGUGCAUUUCAUCCUCAAUCGCUACCUUUGCCCCAAGAAGAUCACGGACUUGGUGAGGACGGGCGCUCUGACGCUGCCCGGUGGGCGCAACUUUCGUAUAGAGGAGCUCGAACUCGCUGAGGCUACCAAUGGCAAACUCGGCUUCUGUGAGACUACACAAAUCUCGCUUGAAUUGAAGGAUGUCUUUUCCUCGACUGUUGCCAUCCAAUGGCCACGUUUCUUUGACAACCGCACAACUGGCCAAGCAGCUUCCACUCUGGUGUUGGUCUUCUUCCAGGCUACAACAAAAAAUUUGACCGUCUACACGAAUCGACUCUCCUGCGGCGAUGAUUCAUGGAAGAUGAUUCCUUCGAUUUGCAACACCUCUACGAUACGUGAAGUGAAAGGAGAGAAUGUUGCCUUUUGCAGCAAAAUACUCACUGACCUCCAACCAGCUACUCGCUAUGCCGUCUAUGUUGAGUCUAAAACGCUUUUUAGUCAGCGUGGGGCGAUUAGCAAUAUCGUCUACUUCACCACGAAUCCUAGUAACCCGUCGCAUCCACGUCUGGAGAGGUUGCAAGCGUUAAAUGACUCAAGGAUUUCCGUUAGGUGGUCACCGCCUCAGUACAACAAUGGCCUCUUGGCCGUGUACCUUCUCUGGUUCCGUUCUAUUCACAUCGAUCCGGAGCCCUAUCUUUACCGAGACUUCUGUUUUUUGACACCUGAUUGGCUUUCUUCCGCGAUCACGCCCUCUUACCAUGUUGGAACGUCUCGUUUAACUGGAAUUUACUGGUCACACAUCAAGUCCUACCCUGAUCUCUGUUCGGAUCGACGCCGCAGUUCUCCUGCCUCCCACGAGAGUCUUUGGAUGGUUGACGCGCAUGAUGACCCUCUCCCAGUGGUCUUUGGCAAUCGUCUUUCGCGAGUAUUGCAAGAUGGCGAGGUGGGGCUGUUUGUGCUGAACGUGGUUGAGGACGGUGAAAUUUACGAUAACGGCAUCAGUGUCGUAGUCCAGGCUGGGAAAAAAUCCUUCACUAGCACUCUCUCCCAUCUUCGCAGUUUCUCGCAAUACAUUGUUGAACUGCAAGCCUGUCAGAAACCAUGUGACAACUCAGAUUUCCCUUGGACUGGUUUGAUGAAACCCGAAUCGGGUGUGGAGAUAGAACUGACGGAAAGAUGGAAUAACUAUUUAUCGCAUUAUUGCAGUCACAAGGUCUUCAAGACUCAAAGAACUCUUCCUGCUGCUGGAGCGGACAGCGUGAACUUCGAGAGUAUCAGAUCAGAGCAAGAUGCUGCGGGAACGGUCUAUGUGUCAUGGGCAGAGCCGGCAAACCCUAACGGUGUUAUUCUCUACUACGUGCUCCGCUACAGACGAGUCGAACAAGCCCCCGCACUCAAGGCAAGCGCUACUAAAACUCCAAUCUUGCGGCAGAAUAAGUCAGAAUCCAAAAAACCGGUUCCCGAAUCAGAGUUGUCAUCAGAUUCGACAGUCUGGUCGACGCUGUGCGUCACAAGAGCCAGCUGGCAAUUGGCAGGCUUUCCAGGAAACGGAGCAGGCAUAGGAGGAAACGGAGGGGCAUUUGGCGGAAGAGGUGGGGGGCUACUAGGUGGAAGUGGGACAAAACGCCACAUGCGCUCCGUCGUCACAACGCCUCUUGAGGAUUCUCGUCUUUUUCCUGGCGGAAACUUCUUAACGAUGGCUUCAUUCUCACAGCAGCCCAAUUCGAGCCUCGGCGGAGCCGAACUUCUCAACCUUCUUCCCGGUUUCUACGAGCUGCAGAUCAUGGCGGUUUCACUGGCGGGCAAUAGCUCGUGGACGCCGCCAUUAUUGUUUGAGGUCACUACUUCCCCUAUUGACACGAUAAUAACGGUGACCGCAAUAUGUGUCUCGGUGGUGUCCGUGCUCUUGGCUCUGGUCAUCGCUUGCAUAAUACAUCGCAUUCGAAAGAAACGUUUGAUGGACAGUGAGUGGAAUUCGCCUAACCCGGAGUACUGGCACGUUUACGAGGUGGACGAUUGGGAAAUGCAGUUAGAGGACAUCGACACUCUGAAUUUCCGUCAUCCUCUUGGGCGCGGCAACUUUGGCAUGGUGUAUCGGGGAUUUGUGAAAACGCUUCGCACUCCCGCCCAUUGCUUCUAUACCGAACCCCAUAAUAUUCCUGCUGCCAUCAAGACGCUUUCUUCUGCUUGUACUGUAUUCGACCGUCGCGAUUUUAUCACGGAGGCCUGCUACAUGAAGCAAUUCCAGAGUUUCCACAUUGUGAGACUCUUUGGCAUCGUGAGCAAGUGCUCCCCAUCCUCUGCAGUCCCUGCUGCUGCCAGAACCUUUCUCAGUGGUGGAAGUGGAAGUGGCAGCGGUGGUGGUGGUGAUGGCGGUGGUGGUUUUAGCGCGGCGCAGACGAAGUUUCGCUUCAGUUUGUUUCGUCUCUUUGGUGGUGGAGGCUUCUGGAGACGACAUCGGCCCAAGCGCCAGGCCGUGCCCGUGCCCAUCAAGAAGAAGCUCUUCAGUUUAUCCGCUGAGGAAACCAUGACCGGUAACACGGGCAACGGAGGUUCUCUCACGUGCACUGCUAGAACACCCUCUAACGAAGGGUUCAACACCUCAAAGGGACCUGACGGUUCCAACGGAACAACAGAUGCCUCUCCAACGAAAAGAGUUUGGACGGGGAGUGGACGCCUUGGUCGGGGCUCGUUUUCCCGCCUCUUGAUGAAGAACCAAAAGGAUUGCAGGUCUACUCUAACGACACAAGAUGAGACUGGUGUUGCGACUGUGCAGCGCUGCUCCAGCUCCGAAUCUAUUCGACCCUUCUCCCAGUACGGUCUGUUCGUGGUGAUGGAGCUGAUGGAGAGCGGGGAUUUGGCCUCGUAUUUACGUAAGCUUGGUGACAGUGGUAUUGGCUUUGUGAAGCCCGCGCAAGCUUACCUCUGGGCCGUUCAAAUCGCUGAUGGAAUGGCUUAUUUGGAAAGAAAAAAAUACGUCCAUCGUGACUUGGCGGCCCGAAAUUGCCUGGUGGAUGGGCGAGGCGUGGUAAAGGUGGGUGAUUUCGGCCUGUGUCGGGACAUUUACGAGAGGAAUUACUAUCACAAGGUGGGCGCGGGCAAGCUACCUGUGCGGUGGAUGGCGCCGGAGUCACUGCAGUCUGCAUACUUUACCUCCCGCUCUGACGUGUGGUCAUUCGGUGUGGUUUUGUGGGAGAUCGCAACAAUGGCGUGUUUGCCCUACCAGGGCAUGUCGCACAAUGAAGUGAUCUCCUACGUCCUUGACGGCAACACUCUCGUCUCCAGUGGUGCUCCAAUCAACUGCCCUCCCCUACUACAAUCGGUGAUGCUUUACUGCUGGUCCUACCGUCCCGCUCAGCGGCCCACCUUUCUGCACCUCCUCUAUCUCCUUGCACCUCGAUUCGCUGACGCCGAUUUCCGCCAAGCAAGCUACUUCUACGUGGGCGAUACCUUCACCCAGCAGCCGCCACCGUGUCAAGACUUCGAGAAGUCUACCUCCAGCUCGGCAAUCGCUACGACCGCCCCCGCCACCGGCUUUGCUGACCUUCCUAGUCUCAUCAAAACCGUCCUCGGACCGCCCCACGGUGCUGGUGGCUCAGGGGGUAGCAACAGCCUGUCCGAGGACUCUCCGUACCCCGCCGUCGCCGUUUGUACCGCCUCCACCUCGCAUUCCCACAAUCCCUCCUACCUUGUGAAUGAGCAGUCGGUAGAGCGGUCACAGCGACGGCAGCAUCAGAAGCUUGAAGAUAGAGAUGCUGCUGGCGAUGGCUGCUCUCUGGAUGACGGUGAUGGGUCGUCUUGUUGA
Echinococcus granulosus is the source of this 5043-nucleotide messenger RNA. RefSeq names its product Insulin-like receptor. Bases 1 to 5043 code for a protein of 1680 amino acids. Gene Ontology annotation, molecular function: insulin receptor substrate binding; ATP binding; insulin receptor activity. The transcript has 24 exons. Gene Ontology annotation, biological process: cell surface receptor protein tyrosine kinase signaling pathway; multicellular organism development; protein phosphorylation. The record is from RefSeq and is a predicted model, not a curated record. NCBI's taxonomy places the organism in Eukaryota, Metazoa, Platyhelminthes, Cestoda, Cyclophyllidea, Taeniidae. Gene Ontology annotation, cellular component: insulin receptor complex; axon.